CAGGUUAAUUGGUCUCUCUAAAUUCUCCCUAGGUGUGAGUGUGUGUGUGCGUGGUUGUUGGUCCUGUCUGUCUCUGUAUUGCCCUGUGACAGACUGGCGACCUGUCCAGGCGACCUGAACCCUGCCUCUCGCCCAGAGCAUUUGAUACGGGUUACUAUUUGGUUAAAGAAGUGCAACACAAUUCUCUGUAACCUUCUUAUUAUGUGACUGUACAAUAUAUUUUAAUUGGCGACUGACACUGAAUUUGAGGUUUUCCUGAGCUGUAUGCCAUAAUCAUCACAAAUACAAAAAAAGAAGGUGUGGUGUUUUUCAUCUUUAUGUAAUAUGCGAAUGUCUGUAAUAUUUGAGUUUCCUUCCUGAAAUAAAUGACUAAUAUAUUUAACUUCAAGAUAUUCUAUUUUUUAUUCAAUAUACGGUAUAGCGAAUAAAAGAAGAAAAACCAUUUGCAUGCAGCGACUGUGGCAGAUGUUUCAGACUUAAGGAUGUUCUAAAAAGCCACAUGAUAACCCACUCAAAUGUAAAACCGUUUGUCUGUGGGGAUUGCGGCUCUAGUUUUACUUGGAAACAAAGUUUGCUCCUGCAUGUUAAAAUCCAUAUUGGGGAGAAUCAGUUGUCAUGUGAUAAAAAGUUUGUCCUUAAGAGUUGUCUUUUAAAACAUAUGCAGAUUCAUCAGAAAGAGGAGAAAGUGGUGACCGGGAAGGGAAACUUUGCUUGUGAGGAAUGUGGAAGAAGGUUUGUCCAGAAGCGGUAUUUAAAAAGUCACAUGCUUAUGCACACAGGAGAGAAACCGUUUAGUUGCGAUCUGUGUUUGAAGUUGUUUACACGGGCGGAAAAUCUGAGGAAUCACAAACUGAGGAUUCACGGUAGACAGAGAUUUCAUACAGAGAAUUCAUUUGGAAAGACUUUCUGUACAAAUGCCACAGCAGUACAAAUUAUUUUGCUUCCCUUUGAUCAGGAUUAGCUUGAACAUUUUGAGUUUGACAUGAUGUCUUUGCUUCAUCGUAAGUAGAGCAGUGUCUGGUAUUAGCAAAUAAUGGGGAGCCUCUGCCCCGUGAUAAAAUUAUUUCAGCAACUCACUGAAGGUGAGUCAUGAUGUGGAUUUUAAGUUUAUUUUCUUUAUUUAUAUUAUGUACUACUACUAUUUUUAACAAGUACAGAAAUAAUGAAUUAAUUCUUUCAGUAAGGUGUAUGAAGCACAAAAUAUUUUAAAAAAUGUAAAUGAACUGCCUUAUUUUUUACAUUUAUUUUAUGUCAAACUUCUUUUGACAUAUAAAAAAGUGUCAAGACCUCUAUUUCUUGUACUAAAUGGAGGCCAUGGUCAGUAAAGCGUCUGGCUGCCAUGAUAUGAUAGUGGAUACCAGAGGAGUUGAUAUUUUCACUGAUAGUAACAGUAGAGCAUCUUAGGCCUCUAGGCUCAUUUAUUGAAAAAAAGAACUGAGGUCAUACACAUGAGAAAUCACAGCUUCGUUAGCAGUCUCUUUUUGUGGUUUACCCUUCUUAUGGAUGGUUUCAGUGUUUGCUUUUCUGAACAUCUGUUCAGUCAGAAGUCUUGAUUGUGUAGUUCACUGAAUCUAGGAAUCUAGAUAAUAAAAGUUUCACUUUUUGAAAAGACAGGAAAAAAAUUCAACUUUGUCAAGGUAUUUUUUUAUUUUAUUUUUUAGAUUUAGCUGUACAUAUGUAUAUCUCCGUUUUCAGUCCAGUCCCGUUUAAUAUCAGAAUGUUGUAGGAUCCUAUUAUGUCCAUCAGAUGGCAGCAGUGAGACACAAGGCAGCGUGUGGCUGUGAAGAUGCCUGAUCAAAAUCCUUCUAUGGUCCAUAACGUGAAUCACAACACAAAACCGGAAAACUACAUACUAAUUGCUCUAACAUCAAGUAUAUCCAAAUUUAUGGAAAGAUUAUUAGUAAUAGAUUAAUCAUAGAUUUUGAAAGGAGAUAAAUACUAAUGAUCUAACAUUAAUGUAUUUAGAGCACGUGUGUGUUUACAAGCACAUUUGAGUAAAAUGAAAUGAAAGUGCAGAUAAGACACAAAGAAGGAAAGUCAAAAUACCAUCUGCAGCUUCAGAGUAAAAACAAGGAAAUCAGAGGGAAAACGUGUCACAAAAUCCAAUGAAAUAAUUGGAAAUAAGGUGGGAUGAAAACAAAAAGAUUUUAUAAAAUCCAAAAGGCAGUAGGUGAAAUGAGAACUGUGAGAAGAAAUACAAAGGAUAAAAGGUUAAUAAGAUUAAUACUUGAAUAUACAGGAUUUAAUACUAUAUUUUUAAAAUAUAAACGCAUAACACAGGGAAUGAAAUAUAUGUGGAAUGGAAGAAACCAUAGAACAUGUUAUAUUAGACUGUCAUAAAGAUUUAUAAAGACAGAGUUUGAAAAAAUAAAACUUUUAGUGUAAUAGUAAUACUAAAGAAGAACGUGUCUUUUUCAUAAUUUGCUUGUUAAAGAAACCAACAUCGACUAUUGGAAUUUGAUUACAUAUAACUUUUUGUUUUUAUGUGUACAUUUUACCAUGAAGAACCACACUCCACACCAGUGGGUGGCGGUAAGGCCCAAUUUAAGUAUUCUUGCCAUCCACAUGAAGAACAAUUUGAAUCUACCGGAUUGUAAGCUUUUCGAUUCACGGUGUGUUCUCCAGUAAAGCCAGAGCAUUAGCAUGAAGAUUACGACGGAAAGUUGCUCAUCUGGAGAACAACGCAGCAUCGUUGACUCCGUGAAGGAAGAGAGUGAAGUUCAUGUGUUUCCUACAGAAGAGCAGCAGCUGCUGGUGGUGGUUAAAGAAGAGGUUCCUGAUGUGAGCGGUUCCAGUUUGGACCAGCAGAACCUCACAUGUUCCCAGGUGAAGAAGGAAGAAGAGGAACAGUGGAUCAGUCAGGAGGAAGAGCAGCUUACUGUGAAGAAUGAAGACGAAGAAAAACCUCAAUUGUCAGAAGUUCAUCUCUUCAAAAGUGAAGACAGCAGAGAGACAGAAGCUUCAACCAGCAGCUCAGCUGAACAGAUGAAAACAGAAUCUGAUGGAGAGAUCAGUGGAGGAACAGAACCUAACAGAGAGCCGGGUCCAAAUACUAAUUUACAGCCAAAUAUUGAAGAAAGGCAUUCAGCCUCUUCUGAGACUGAAGUCAGUGAAGAGAGUGAAGAUAAAAAUAUAUCAGGUUCUGGAUCUGAAAAUGAAGACAGUGAUGAAGAUUGGAAGGAACCCAGAACACGUCAGUCUGGUGUAAACAACAAAGUGGGACAUAUAGCUGCCAAGAAAACCUUCAGCUGCCCUGACUGUGGUAAAGAGUUUGUGAGGAAGCAGAUGUUCCAGAAACAUAUGGCAGGUCAUUCAGGAGAAAAGUCUUCCAGCUGUUCGGUUGAGAAGAAUCACUCUAGAAGGAAGCGGAAUGGGGAUUCACAGACGAGACUUGAACCAGAAAGGAAAUCCUUCUCUUGUGACGAUUGUGGUAAAAUAUUUCAGAGGCAAGCUGCUCUUAAAUCUCACAUGAGAAUCCAUCAUGGUAAAAAAUUAGUUGUUUGUAAAGAUUGUGGUAAAAGCUUUCGCUCUCAGGAUGAAUUAAAAAAUCACUGGAGACUCCACACUGGAGAAAAACCUUUUGCCUGUGAUAAAUGUGGCAAUAGGUUUAGCCAUAAGCAUAUCCUUAAAAGUCACAUGGUAUGCCACAGUGAAGAAAAACCAUUUGCCUGUGAUAAAUGUGGCAAAACAUUUAGACAGAAGUUUGCUCUUCAAAGUCACAUGGUAUGCCACAGUGAAGAAAAACCAUUUGCCUGUGAUCAGUGUGAUAAAAGGUUUAGCCGGAAGACAUCCCUUAAAAUUCACAUGACCAUCCAUAAGGGAGAAAAACCAUUUGCAUGCAGCGACUGCGGCAAAUGCUACAGAGUUGCAGGUGAACUAAAAAGCCACAUAGUAACCCACUUGGAUCUAAAACCAUUCAUUUGUGGGUAUUGUGGUGGCAGAUUUACUCGCAAAGCAAGUCUGCGCCUGCAUGUUAGACACCACACUGGGGAGAAUCUGCUGCCAUGUGAUAAAUGUGAUAAAAAGUUUGCUCGAAAGUCUGACCUUCUGAAACAUAUGCAAUUUCAUGCAAAAGUGGAGAAUGUGUGGUCUGGAAAAGGUUGCUUUGCUUGUGAAGAAUGUGGAAGAAUGUUUGUCCAGAAGCGUCAUGUUGAAAGACAUAUGGUUAUUCACAUGGGAAAGGAUCAAUUUAGAUGCAAUAUUUGUUUGAAGACGUUUACUAGAGCUGAGAAUCUGAAGAAUCACAAACGGAGAAAACACAGUGAAUAGAGAUUUCAGUUCAUUUGGGAAGAUUUUCUACGACAAUGCCACCGCAGCUUACAUUUUCAGGUUUCCCCCAGUGUACUAUAGGCCUGGCGGCCCGCCAUGCUUUAC
Molecule: messenger RNA, 4374 nt
Organism: Xiphophorus maculatus (southern platyfish)
Lineage: Eukaryota; Metazoa; Chordata; Actinopteri; Cyprinodontiformes; Poeciliidae
Product: gastrula zinc finger protein XlCGF46.1-like
Exons: 2
Coding region: 2644-4269 (541 amino acids)
Biological process (GO): regulation of DNA-templated transcription
Molecular function (GO): DNA-binding transcription factor activity, RNA polymerase II-specific; RNA polymerase II cis-regulatory region sequence-specific DNA binding
Source: RefSeq, a predicted model, not a curated record